AUGAUUUCUGAAAAGGCAGCAACGGCACUGGCUACGAUUGGGACGGUUUGUUGGUGCGUUCAAUUGAUCCCGCAAAUUAUAUACAAUUACAGAAGGAAAGAUUGUGAAGGCCUUCCACCGGUGAUGUUGCUUCUCUGGGUUGUCAGCGGUAUACCAUUCGCAAUAUACUUCAUGGUCACAAAGGGAAACAUCAUUCUGCAAGUUCAACCCCAUCUGUUCAUGUUUUUCUGUGGAGUUAGUUACGUGCAAUCGCUAUACUAUCCCCCAGUGCAGUGGGACAAACGCAAAAUUAUUAUGGCAGUGGCAGCCAUAGCCUUAAUCGAUGUGGGUAUGGAAAUAGGGUUCACACUUUGGCUGCGGCCACUUUACGCCCGCGGGGUGCAUUGGCCCAGUUUAAUUUUUGGCAUUCUUGCCUCAGUACUGCUGGCCUUGGGUCUCAUUCCUCCCUAUUUUGAGCUGGCCAAGCGACAGGGUCGUGUUGUGGGUAUAAACUUUGUGUUCCUGUUUGUGGACUCAUUGGGCGCGUGGCUAUCAAUUGCCAGUGUCAUCGUAGGUAACAUGGAUAUCAUGGGCAUAGUACUCUAUGGCGUGGUAGCGGCACUCGAAAUUGGAAUAUUUGCCUCGCACAUUGUGUGGUGCUGUAGGUUUCGUUGGUCUAAAAAAAGAAAUGGGCUUUCUGACCCGGAAUAUAUCGCUUCCGAACCUGAAAAGAGCAAGUGCCUAAGCAUUGAUAUACAUGAUGAAAGCUUAGGGGCAUCGGAUCACAAUAGAGAGUAA
Molecule: messenger RNA, 777 nt
Organism: Lachancea dasiensis
Lineage: Eukaryota; Fungi; Ascomycota; Saccharomycetes; Saccharomycetales; Saccharomycetaceae
Source: the annotation of a GenBank genome assembly